UCAGCUCGCUCGUAUCGGCCAAGCGUCGCAAGGCAAACAACAUCCCUACCGGUGGCACUGGUGGUGGUGUUGUACGGGAACACGGCGUCGGCAUCGGAGAGGAAGAGCAGCCCACCGGAGAACGACGACGACGUGGAGGCGGAGGCGUAGGCUUCCAUCUGUUGACCCGCUUUCUCACAGUUCUCGGUGGUAAACGUGCGCACCGGACGGCUGCAAAAACGGGGAAGGAAUUUCUUCCGACAGAGGGCUUAAACGUGAUGGACUACGACAAAACGGUGGAAGCGAUGGACACCCAGGACGAUAAUGAAAUCGAUCCGCCCAACAUUCAGAACCUUGCCAGCGCGGUCGCACCUCCAACGGCAGCUGCUGCCAAUGGUGCAGGCGGAAAUACGGAAGGUGGCGGUGAAGCGAUGGCACUGGAUGAUCAGGAUUUUAUGAACGACGAAGUGCGCUCGGAAGCGACGUUCAGCUUUCAGAUACCCAAGUUCAGCCGGUUAACCGAAUCGAUCCUUUCGCCACCGUACUACGUGCGCAACCUGCCCUGGAAGAUAUUGGCAAUGCCGCGCAACAACGACAAUGCAGUGUCACCCGGCAAAGGACUCGGCUUUUUCCUCCAGUGCAAUGGUGAAAGUACGAGCAACAACUGGAACUGUUCGGCAUCGGCCGAACUGCGGCUGAUGAAAGUGGACCCACAGGCGGAACCGUUCAUCCGCAAGAUACGUCACACGUUCUGCAUGCAGGAGAACGAUUGGGGUUUCUCGUCCUUCAUGAACUGGCAGGAAAUACUGGACCCAGCGAAUGGGUUCAUCGAAAACGAUACGAUCACGCUGGAGGUGUACGUAAGCGCUGAGCCACCGCGUGGCAUUUUCUGGGACUCGAAAAAACACACUGGUUACGUUGGGCUUAAAAAUCAGGGCGCAACGUGCUACAUGAACUCACUGCUCCAAACACUGUACUUCACAAAUCAGCUCCGGAAGGCGGUCUACAAGAUGCCGACGGAGGCGGAUGACGAUUGUAAGUCGGUAGCGCUAGCGCUGCAGCGUGUCUUUCACGAUCUGCAAACGCAGAACAAACCAGUCGGCACGAAGAAGCUGACCAAGAGUUUCGGUUGGGAUGCACUGGAUUCGUUCAUGCAGCACGAUGUGCAGGAAUUUUUGCGCGUACUGCUGGACAAGCUGGAGAACAAAAUGAAGGGUACGAGUUUGGAGGGUACGAUCCCGAAGCUGUUCGAGGGCAAGAUGAUAUCGUACAUCAAGUGUCAGAACAUUGACUAUACGAGCAGGCGCACCGAAACGUUCUACGACAUACAGCUGAACAUUAAAGGCAAGAAGAACAUACAGGAAUCGUUUAAGGAUUACAUUGCGACAGAAAUUCUGGACGAUGAUAACAAGUACGAUGCGGGCGAGCAUGGACUGCAGAAGGCGGAAAAGGGUAUCCUGUUUUACAAGUUCCCGCCCGUGUUGCAUCUACAUUUGAUGCGCUUCCAGUACGAUCCGAUCUCGGACAAUUCGGUCAAGUUUAACGAUCGAUUCGAGUUUGAUGAGAUGAUCAAUUUGGACCCAUUUCUGGAGACGGAAGAGGAUACACCGGCCACUUACAUACUGCAUGCUGUGCUAGUACACUCGGGUGACAACCAUGGCGGCCAUUAUGUGGUAUACAUCAACCCGAAGAAUGAUGGCAAGUGGUGUAAGUUCGAUGAUGAUGUAGUUUGUCGGUGCAGUAGAAAUGAAGCGAUCGAGCAGAAUUACGGUGGGCAUGACAAUGAGCUGAAUCUGCGUCACAGUAGCAACGCUUAUAUGUUGGUGUACGUGCGCGAAUCCGUCGUACAUCAGGUGCUGGAAGAGGUAAAGGAAAGUGACAUCCCGGAAGAGUUGCUCGAGCGUUUGAAUGAGCAGCGCCGCAUCCAGCAGGUGCGUCGUACCGAGCGUACCGAAGCAUCCAACUUUGUCAACCUCAACAUCCUGCUGGCGGACUACAUGGAGGUGCAUCAGAAGUCGGAUCUGUUCGAUGCAACGACUGCCGCCUACCGUACGCUGAAGGUGCGCAAAACGACGGACCUAGCGUCGGUGGUAUCACAGGUCGGGAGUGCGUUUAAGGUCGAACCGGGCCAAUUUCGGCUGUGGGAGGUAAAGAAACCGGCCAAUCAGAAACCCCACAAGUUCGAGUACAUCGAUCCCGCAUCGACGGAAACGUGCGCCAAGUAUGCAUCGCCCGAAACGAAGCAUUCUUGUACGAUCUUUCUCGAGCUGCCACUACCGGGGCGAACCGAGCUCGAACCGGCCAAGAUGACGUACGAGUAUAUACUGCUGUUUUUCAAGUUUUAUGAUCCGGUCGAAAAGCGGCUAAACUUUUGCGGUCACGGGCUGUACAAACCGUCAACGACGGUGGCUGAGUUGGCCCGAGAUUUAAACAAACGCGCUUACUUCGAACCGGACACCGAGCUACAGCUGUACGAGGUGGUGGAUAUUAACAAGGCACAGAAGAUUACCGAUCAGUUUCAGAUGCUGUCGGCUGCAAUGUCGAUCCUGUGUCACGGCACAAUCGUUGUGUUUGAGAAGCUACACCCACCGCAGGAGAACCUCGAGUUUCCGACCUGUGAGGCGUACUUUAAGGAUUUGUUCUGCCGCAUGGAGGUGAUAUUUCUCGAUACGCUCAUCCCGAACGAUACAGGCUUUACGCUUGAUCUGUCAUCCGAGUCCACGUACGACCAAAUCGCGAAAGCGGUCGGACGACGCAUUAACGUUAACCCGUACGAGAUUCUAUUUUUCAAGAGCAAAAACUACAGCGAUCUGCCCGGUCAGCCAUUGUCGCACAGCUUCGGCGGCUCGUUGCGGGAAGUGCUGCAGUACAGCAAAACGAAAACGAUACGCAAACUGUUCUAUCAGAAGCUUUCGAUCAACAUAAAUGAGCUGGAGAACAAGAAGCAGUUCCGCUGUCUCUACCUGAUGCCGAACCUGAAGGAGGAGAAAGAACUGAUACUGUACCCGAACAAGAACGGCACGGUGCGCGAUCUGCUCGAGGAAGCGCGAAAGGUGAUCGAGUUUGCGGAGGCCAGCACGAAGCAGCUAAGAAUUUCGGAACUAUCGAAAAAUCGACUGUCACCGGGACCGUCAGACGAUACACCGCUUGAUCAGCUGCACGACUAUACGGAGAAUCCGUUUGUGCAAAAGUCAAGCAUCGGCAAUCAGACGAUGUACCGGAUCGAGGAGGUAGCGGAGGAUGAGGUGCAGCUGGGUGAGCACGAAAUGUUGGUACCAGUACUACACUUUACCAAGGACAUUUCGAGCGUGUUCGGCAUCCCGUUCUUCAUACGUACCGUGCAGGAUGAAACGUUUGCCUCGCUCAAGGAGCGGAUGAAGAAAAAGUUGGCCGUCUCGGAUAAGGAGUGGGAAAAAUACCGGCUAGCGAUCAUUACCGAGCACAUCGAUUAUAUCGACGACGAAAUGAUACAGAUCAAGCUCGAAACGUUCCGGGGCGAUCCGAGCGAUCCGCACUCGCGGACGUUCCUCGGUUUGGAGCACAUCAACAAAAACACCAAACGGAGCAGGUUCAACUACAUGGAGAAGGCGAUCAAGAUUUAUAAUUAGGCAAG
Messenger RNA from Anopheles maculipalpis, 3592 nucleotides. RefSeq names its product ubiquitin carboxyl-terminal hydrolase 7 (gene Usp7). The record is from RefSeq and is a predicted model, not a curated record. Gene Ontology annotation, cellular component: nucleus; cytosol. The transcript is spliced from 2 exons. Lineage: Eukaryota; Metazoa; Arthropoda; Insecta; Diptera; Culicidae. Gene Ontology annotation, biological process: regulation of protein stability; protein deubiquitination. Bases 258 to 3587 code for a protein of 1109 amino acids. Gene Ontology annotation, molecular function: cysteine-type deubiquitinase activity; protein binding; cysteine-type endopeptidase activity.